GGCUUUGGUUUAUAUCGUGAUUUGGAGUUGGAGCCGCCUAGGUCCUGUAGCUUACGUUAAUUAAAUGUAUUCAUACUGGUUUAACAGAGAUCAAGAGUGGCGUAUAAACCUCAAAAGAUUUCAUAUUCGAAUAGGUGUCAAGCACAAUUGAAAUACCUUAAUAACAAGUUGAUCAUUAAUUUUCAAAGUAACUGCGUUUUACAGUUAUUCGGAAGAAACCUAAUCAUGCUUUGUCAGUUCAGAGUAAAAGGCAGUUUGUCGAAAUGAAUAGUUUGUCGAUCCUCACGUUUUUAUAAUGUACAGGAUACUUUAUGCCUUUAAGGAGAUGGUAUGUGGUUUUACUACGUUAUCGAAGUACUGAGAUUUAUCAAUGUACCUUUGCAGUAGUAGCGUUUGAUCACCUGUCGACGCGUAUCUCAAAUGGGCCAAAACAUUUUCAACAGUAAGCGAGGAAAGCAAGCAGAUUGUGAUUGUAAAUUUUGACUUGAUUUCAACAGAUCAACGCAGGCAUUCAGUUCUUUGUUUCCGCAAAUAUUACUUUAAAUAUAACUAAGCUAUCGGCAUACUAGUAUUCGAUACAUAUUCAGUAUUUAAAUAGUUCGUUCUACGUUAUCAUAUAGAAUGGAAUAUCGAUGAUACAAGCUCAAAAUAGUUAAUUAUUCCGUAAGACCAUAAUCGCGCACUUGAUAUGUGCUGAGUUCUGUUUGGUCUGGUGACCAUGAGCGAUGUACGUAGGCACAAUAAGGAAUAACUAAUAUUCUUUUAGAUCCAUUUAAUAUCCAAAAUGUAGAAAUGCAGCGUGUAUUAAUUAAAAAAAAAGACUUUCUAAUAAUAUCUAUUUUGCAUUUUUAGACGAUGGAACGGUCGGGUUCUCACGCCCCACCACCUUUGGCAACGGCAGCGGUUGUUGACUUGAAAAGCAGUGGGGCAAGUUCGCUACUUAGAAAAGUUCACUUCCUCCAGCAGAGUGACAUGAGUACGAAGCCAUCUUUGAACCGCGGCUCUCUUAAAGUACGAGUAGUAGUUUCUUCCGUUGUGUCGUUUUUGCCAGUAGUAGUCAUUCCUUCGGAGCUGACAUUCAUUGCCGACGACCCUUCAACGCACAAACAGACGGUGACUAUCUAUAACUUUUACGAUUUUUACAUCAAAUAUAAGGUCUUUUGUACCUCCCCGUCAAAGUAUCAGAUGCCGGAUUGGAAUGGGAACAUAAGCCCAAGCGCAUGUAAGGAUGUCACCAUCCGGAUGACGGAAAUCACUGAAGCAAAUGUCGGAGUGACCGAUAAGUUCCGUAUCGCAAUUUCGGAAUUCGCUUCGUCAGUCGAACAGAGGCAGGGGGAACGCGAGAUCCGCUCGAUGUUGGUUGCGUCUAAAGGAUCGCUUGCGGAAGUACAUGAGGCACACAAGAAUAUUCGCCAACCGUUGUGGCAUCCUUCUGCUAAGCAGACAUUAACUGCUUCCACGAGCAUGAAGCCAACUGAACGACUGGAGGAUCGCCGCCUUGAUCAAGGACAAGGACCGAGUUAUUUCGUGUUGCUUGUGUUGGGGGUGUGCAUUGCGAUGCUGCUAAUGCCUAACUCGGAAGCGGAAUGUAGUUCACGCGAUGACAACUCGUGGGUCGCCACCUACAUCACGUUGACGCACAACCAGAAGUUAAUCGCCGCUUACGUUCUUGGACUCAUAACAAUGAUUCUGUUUCGUUCCUGCUAGGUAGGGCACAUUUUUGCGUUUUCAAUGGACGCACUCAUUUUGUCAAUGGCAGAAACUAUUCCUCGUAAAAGAUAAAGCAAUGACAAUAUUGUAUUUUUAUUGGUAAUACCAACUGGCCUGUGGUUUAUACUCUAGGGUACAUAAAAAAUAUGAGAAAUACAGCUUUCAUAGAAAAGCAGCCAAAAAGCUAGCUACCUAAUUUAGCAACUCAGGGGAAUAUUAUUAAAUAUCAUGUUUUAUCAUCAUCAUCAUUAUGAUACAGAAGACACUAGAUAAAAACGAAUUGCAGCAACCUUUAGUAGAUAAAAAAGAAAGCUAACUAUGAACAGGUUCGUGGUGUAUUUAGUCAUGUACAUUGCGGUCUCUACCAUUAGAAGUUGCUGCUAAUAUUAUGGAAGUGUUUGCUAUCUCCAGCUACUUGAUACUUAGAUGAAGAAAACCAUGCAUAUGUGAUAUCCCGUGUCAUCAGUUGCAAAAUAUUCGCCAAACAGAGGCGUCCGCCUUACAGUGGAGAUCGGGUCUGAUGCGAGCUGGUAAAUGUCUGCUCUCACCUACAGUUAACACUGCCUGUACAAGGAAAAAUCUCUGCAAUGAACAAUAGCUCGUUACUAAACAUAAACUAAAUGCAAUAACAGGAGCGGUACUACUAUUAGUGACAGAGAAGAAUA
Varroa destructor (honeybee mite) is the source of this 2375-nucleotide messenger RNA. RefSeq names its product motile sperm domain-containing protein 1-like. Lineage: Eukaryota; Metazoa; Arthropoda; Arachnida; Mesostigmata; Varroidae. The record is from RefSeq and is a predicted model, not a curated record. Gene Ontology annotation, cellular component: cytoplasm.